Messenger RNA from Solanum dulcamara, 1909 nucleotides. Its product is annotated as organic cation/carnitine transporter 4. The coding region runs from base 121 to 1707 and encodes 528 amino acids. Gene Ontology annotation, biological process: transmembrane transport. Lineage: Eukaryota; Viridiplantae; Streptophyta; Magnoliopsida; Solanales; Solanaceae. The transcript has 2 exons. The record is from RefSeq and is a predicted model, not a curated record. Gene Ontology annotation, molecular function: transmembrane transporter activity. Gene Ontology annotation, cellular component: membrane.
AGGGCUACUCCUUUCUUUACCCUUCUCACCAACAAACCUGCAACUCACAAAAAACACAAAUAUAGCCGCCAAUCCCCCCCACCCACACCCGCCGCACCACCCACGAAAAAAAAUAAAAAAAUGUCAAAAUCGUCGUCGGUAGAUCAAAAUCUGCACGACGGAGACGGUGACCUUCGGUCACCGCUUAUUGCCGACGGAUAUUCAAAACCAAAAAAAGUAACAAUGGAUCAAAUGUUGGAAAAAUACUGCGGCGAUUUUGGUUGGUGGCAAUUUAGACAUUUUGUAUUAACGAGCUUUGCUUGGGCUCUAGAAGGGAUUCACACUAUGGUUAUGAUUUUUGCCGAUCGUGAACCGGGCUGGCAGUGUUCGACAAACCGGUGCGACUCGACUGGGAAAAGUGUGUGCGGCCUUGAAUCGGGUUCGUGGGAAUGGACCGGUGGAGCUGCAAGUUCUACGGUUUCGGAGUUUGGAUUAAUUUGUGGACAGAAAUAUAAAGUUGGGCUUAUCCAAUCCUUAUUUUUCGCUGGCUGCAUGAUCGGUGCUGGAGUAUUUGGACAUCUAUCAGAUUCCAAACUGGGAAGAAAAGGCUCCUUCACUAUAGUUUGCAUUUUGAAUGCAAUCUUUGGUUGUUUAACUGCAUUUUCUUCGGAUUAUUGGACUUAUACCUUAUUCCGCCUUCUCUCCGGUUUCAGCACGGGCGGGACUGGCCUUUGUGCUUUUGUUCUUGCUACUGAACCCAUUGGCCAAUCCUGGCGUGGCGUAGCUGGAAUGUCCACUUUUUAUUUUUUCUCAAUCGGAAUAGCCGCGUUAUCCGCCAUUGCAUAUUUCUUCCAAACGUGGCGAUCUCUCUACAUUGCUUCAUCGGUCCCAUCUGUUAUAUUCGUUAUCUUAGUACUGCCUUUCAUCCACGAGUCACCUCGUUGGUGCCUCGUUAGGGGGAAAGUGGACGAAGCCAUGAAGAUCAUGCACAAAAUUGCCAAGUCCAACGGUAAACACCUACCCGAUGGCGUUGUUCUCGCCCUCGAUAAUGAAGUGAAUGAUGACGGUCCUAAUUCUCAAUCCGAAUCUAGGGAAGCGCCAAACGGAUCCCUAUUAGAUGUAUUGAGGCUUCCUUUGACUCGAUUCCGGUUAUUUUUAGCUGUGGUGAUUAACUUCCUUUGCUCAGUUGUCUAUUACGGGUUAAGUCUGAAUGCUGUGAACCUCGGGACCAACCUUUACCUCAACGUUGCCCUUAACGCGGUCGCUGAAAUGCCUGCCUAUUUAUUAACUGCAUUAGUGUUGGACAAGCUCGGUAGAAAGCCGUUAGCGAUAUGGACUAUGUGGUUCAGCGGUAUUUUCUGCCUAGCCGGAAGCUUAGCGAAGGGUGAUGGUAUGUGGAAGGUGGUUCGGAUGGUGUGUGGAGUGCUAGGGAUUUUUGGAAUGGCGGGGACUUACAAUUUAUUAUUCGUGUAUUCGAUGGAGUUGUUUCCCACCGUGGUGAGGAAUGCUGCGUUGGGAUGUGCAACGCAGGCAUCCCAGAUGGGGGCGAUUUUGGCGCCCCUAGUGGUUGUUUUAGGGGGUGGGAUACCAUUUUUUGUGUUUGCGGUUUGUGGAAUUGCUGGAGGCUUAUUGGUAAUGUACUUGCCAGAGACUUUAAACAGGCCGUUAUAUGAUACAAUGGCUGGAAUGGAAGAAGCUGAAGCAGAGAAACCAAGCAUUAUAUCUUAAUUUGCUGGUUUUUGAGAACUUUUUUUGUUUAUUUUUUAGUUGGUGAAUGUAACUUGAUGUUGGGAGAACUACUUUUGAAUUGUACUAAGAGGAUUACUUGUCACAGAGUAAUAGGGCAAGCUCGAAAUUUUGCCCUAUGGCGAGUAGCGUAAAAAUUACAUAACAUUAUAAUAUCUUCCAAGAAGAAUCAAUCACCAUGUUA